AUGGCAUUCCUGAAAGUCAACAGUCUUUCGAGCCGAAACACUAAUACUGAAUCUGGCAUUCUCCGCGCAAAUAACAACACUAGCGUCGAUGUUUUGCUGAACUCGAUCGCCGGCGAGAGCUUGCAAGCAUCAUGGCGUUGUAUUGCACCAUUGGGUAGGUUUGUGGAAAUCGGUAAAGCCGAUUCCGUUCAAAACAGCUACCACGAGGUGAAGAGAUUUCUCGGCUCGGAAACCUUCGAGGGCGUUGACCUUACAGUCGUGGCAAAGUACGAGCCAGACAUUUUCAUUAAGCUUCUGACUGAGGUACUUGAGCUUUAUCGGACCAGUGCUAUCGAAGCCGUCUCGCCCAUCACCUCCUUCGGGAUGUCUGAGAUACAAAUCGCCAUGAGCCUCAUGCAAGGCGGGAAGCAUAUGGGAAAGAAUAUUAUCCGAAGCCAUGGCGACGAGGUCGCACUACCACCUCUCAUUUACACAACAAUAGCGCAUGCAGAUGCGUCGUACCCUAUCACGGGCGGCACCGGAGGAAUAGGACGGUCACUGGCAUCCUGGCUUGCCAAGAACGGUGCCAAACACAUCGUGCUCGUCUCGCGCAGUGGUUCUAGCAGCGCUUCAGCGCACGCACUUGUCGAAGAUAUAGACAUUCUCGACAAUGGCGUUCCUAUCGCAGUCCGAAAGUGCGACGUAAGCAAUCAAGCGCAAUUAGAGGACCUCAUAAAUGGGAUCCAAGGGACGAUGCCACCAACAAAAGAUGUUUCAUGGUGCCAUAAUGCUCCGCGGUUUGAGUACUUCAUCAUGCUGGCAUCACUUUAUAGCAUCGUUGGAACCCGCGGGCAAGCAGCCUACGCAGCAACGAAUACUUUUAUCGACAGCUUAACGGCUUUUCGUCGCUCUCAAAAUCUACUCGCAUCGACAAUCGACAUUGGGUCCUUCGAAGAUGUCGGAUGUGUAGCUGAGGCAGAACAGGAGCUUCGGGUAGUCUUUAGCCAUCUCGCCCGCGACCGGAUACAGGAGAAGUAG
Molecule: messenger RNA, 1017 nt
Organism: Letharia lupina
Lineage: Eukaryota; Fungi; Ascomycota; Lecanoromycetes; Lecanorales; Parmeliaceae
Exons: 3
Coding region: 1-1017 (338 amino acids)
Biological process (GO): secondary metabolite biosynthetic process; fatty acid biosynthetic process
Molecular function (GO): fatty acid synthase activity; oxidoreductase activity
Source: RefSeq, a predicted model, not a curated record